Molecule: messenger RNA, 335 nt
Organism: Mollisia scopiformis
Lineage: Eukaryota; Fungi; Ascomycota; Leotiomycetes; Helotiales; Mollisiaceae
Exons: 3
Coding region: 45-335 (96 amino acids)
Source: RefSeq, a predicted model, not a curated record
CACCUUACAAUUUCCCUUAAAGAAAACAAUACAGACACCACACAAUGUCAGCACCAAACGCCUCCCAACCCUCAAUGGUCACCGGCCACGCCCAAUAUGCAAAAGGCUACGUCGAAGAAACCAUCGGAAACGUAACCGGCUCGAAAGAAUGGCAAGAGAGCGGGAAGAAGGAUACCGCGGAAGGGAUCUCUGAGAUGAAGGCAGCGAACCAAGCGCGAAGCGGCGAACCAGCUGCUAGUGGAAUUGGAGGGAAGAUUGAAGAGGUCGCGGGCAAGGUGGCAGGAUGUGAGGGGAUGGAGAAGGAGGGGUUGGAGAGGCAGGAGAAGGCGUCGUAG